Messenger RNA from Peronospora matthiolae, 249 nucleotides. Lineage: Eukaryota; Oomycota; Peronosporomycetes; Peronosporales; Peronosporaceae. The record is from the annotation of a GenBank genome assembly.
AUGGUGGACACUGCCUCGAAGCAUCGAGCUGAGUUUGCCUUUGCUCAGCUUGAGAACGAGAGAUCUCUGACAUCUCUUCGUGACGAGCUAAGGGUAGCUCGUGGGAUUGUUGAUCGGUCUCGGGCUGAGAUAACUGCUCUUCAGACCCUUGUUGAUGCCCACCAUCGGGAGCACAAGGCUCUCUGCGAGAUGCUUGAGCGCAAGGGCGUUCUUCAUCGGAAGAAGCAGCGUACUGAUGGUACGGCUUAA